AUGGCGAUGGUUCCAAAGAAAAAAGACGCCAUGCCGGUGACUUUAGGGAUGGAAGAUAUCAACAAUUGGACAUUAUGUCUUAUAGAUGAAUUCAUGUUGAAGAUCAGAAAUCGAAGGUUGCAAGUCGGAUUUGGGAUCGAAAGUCAGAGGUUCAAGGUACGAUCGGAAGCAUCAGAAUGCGGAAAACAAAAACGGAGGAGGCAUCAGGUACGAAGACAGUUCUCUUCUUCUCCAUCUGUUUUUGGAAUGACAACCUCUCUUGUUAACCUAAAGGGAAAUGCUAGUUCAUUCCAAAAGUCACUUGUUUUCUGCAGUAGAGCAACAUGGGAAGGUGGUCAAUACAAUAGGGAUGAAAAGAGUCGAUUGGAUGCUCUGUGUUUAGCAAUGGAGCUAGGAGCUUAUCACAUCGAUGCUGAGCCUCAGGGUGAGAAGAAGAAGAAAAUAAAAACUGAAAAUUACUGGGAUUGGGAAUUGGCCAAUGAGACAAAACUGAUAUGGAGUUUAGGGGUUAUUGUUAAUAACCAAACAGUAGUUAGAGGGGGAAGAAGCAUCAGGGGAGUCAACAUCUCAAAUGAAGAGCAGGCUUCUGUUAGUGUAGUUGUUCCAUCUGUACAUGAGACUGAAGGUCGUUCUGCUUCUUUAGGUCCCACUUACAGGGAUUCCUUCUUUCACUACAAGGUUAAUUGCAGGUGGUUGGAGACGUGCACAAUCCUUGGAAAAUAUUCUUCUUCCUCUGAUUCUUACAACUUCUUUCAUAGGAAAGGUGUCCCUCUUUUAAGGUGUAUGUGUGAUUGUGAUCAUUCUGUUAGAAGAAGUGUCACAUACAGGGUUUGUGUCUGGACUGUUGUGAUGUUGUGUGUUCUUCCUAUACUCGAUGCUUACACACUCAUCACAAGAUUCAUAAGGGUUGGUGGUGAACUUUUUGGCAUGUUGAUUUCAGUGUUCUUUAUGCAAGAGGCUAUUAAGGGAGUUAUUAGUGAGUUCCAUGUUGGAUAUUUUAGGGAGUUACUAAAGAUGUUCCUCUUGGUGUUCCUAGACGCCUUUUUUGUCCCCUUCCUUGGGAACCUGGAUCUUUGUCCCAUUGGACAGUCAUUAAGUGUCCUCCUACAAUCACCCAUGCACACAAGGAGUCUCGCAACUCUUGAGAGACAGAUUAUGCAAAAGAAGAUGGUAAAGAUCGCAAAGGAGGGUAAGAAAAUGGAAGCAAGCAGCUUAGAAAUCUAUGGAAAAAUGAAUUUUGCUUUUGUUCAAAUGGAUCCUCAUCCACAAGUACUUUAG
Molecule: messenger RNA, 1278 nt
Organism: Lactuca saligna
Lineage: Eukaryota; Viridiplantae; Streptophyta; Magnoliopsida; Asterales; Asteraceae
Source: the annotation of a GenBank genome assembly